GGGAGCUUUGUGGUGUCUCUCGGCUUCCGUUGAGGACGGCAAGAUGGCAGCUUCCGACACGGUUAGGUUACGGCUUCAAUUUGAUUAUCCACCGCCAGCCACUCCACACUGUACAGCCUUCUGGCUUCUGGUCGACUUGAACCGAUGCCGAGUCGUCACGGAUCUCAUUAGUCUCAUCCGCCAGCGCUUCGGCUUCAGUUCGGGGGCCCUCCUGGGCCUCUACUUGGAGGGGGGGCUCCUGCCCCCAGCCGAGAGCGCGCGCCUGGUGCGGGACAACGACUGCCUCAGAGUUAAAUUAGAAGAGAGAGGAGUUGCCGAGAAUUCUGUAGUAGUCAGGAAUGGUGAUGGUACUCAUUUUUUACCUAGAAAAGCAAAGAAGCGGGCAUUUAAGUUGGAGGAGAACGAAGAAAGUGACAUAGAUUGCAAGUAUUCAAAGAAACAUUGGAAAAGGCAAGAGAACAGUAGUAGUAAUGAGAAGGCCUUGGUUCUGCACACAAAAGCGGUCACAGAGCAGGCUGUGGGGAAAAAAAACAAGAGAAAGAACAAAGCAUCGGGUGGCACUAUGGAUGACAAUGAUGAAGAAACCAAAAGGAAAUCACCAAAGAAAAAGGAGAAAUGUGAAUAUAAAAAGCAGACCAAGAAUUCCAAGUCUCCCAAAGUGCACGUGGUAAAAGAGUGGACCACUCAGAACUGUAGUACUCCAAAAAGUCCUGCUAAGAACAGCCUGGCAAAAGCCAGAAAUAAAGCUGGUGUAGGCACUGUUUCAAAAGACAGCCCCAGUUCCUCCUCGGAGUCGGAGUCUUGUCACGAAUCCACCAGCGAUGGGCUCAGCAAUGUCACUUCGGAGGCCAGAAAUUCCUCAGAGAAAAUUCCCACUGAGUUAGCAAAGGAAGGAUCCUCUACAAAAAAUACGACUGCAAACAAAUUGCCUGCAAAAGGUGGCUUUAGCCUUACUCCGAGCCAGGGCAAGACCACCGGAACAUCCUCGUCUAGUUCAGACUCGAGUUCAGAGUCGGAUGACCAGUGCCUGCUGUCCAAGAGCACUCCCGAGAGUGCCUCGGGGCUCUUCAAGACGGCUGGCCUCUUCCCAGGGAGAGGCUGCCCGGGUCCAGGGCUGUCCUCGCAGGUGCCACCUGCUGCCGGCUGGAAGUAUUCUGACUUAAGCGGUGGCAGACAGGCUCCCGGUCCUCCCUCUGUUGCGACUCUCCCCUCCAGCCUAGGAAGAGGAUGGGGUCGAGGAGAGGACCUUCUUUCUUGGAAGGGAGCCAGAGGUCGGGGUGCGCGGGGGAGAGGGCGAGGGCGAGGGCAGGCUGUGUCUGGUGUUGUGAACAGAAAUGCUGACUAUCAGAAGCAGAAGCAAUUAAAUGAAAUGAUAACAAACACAUCUACUUUUAUCCAGAAUCCAGUAGAGACACACAAGAAGGAUUAUAGUCUGUUACCACUCUUAGCAGCUGCCCCUCAGGUUGGAGAAAAGAUUGCAUUUAAGCUUUUGGAACUAACAUCCAAUUACUCUCCUGAUGUCUCUGACUACAAGGAAGGAAAAAUACUAAGCCACAAUCCAGAGACCCAGCAAGUAGAUAUAGAAAUUCUUUCAUCCUUACCUGCCUUGAAAGAACCUGGGAAAUUUGAUUUGGUUUAUCACAACGAAAAUGGCACCGAGGUAGUGGAGUAUGCCGUGACACAGGAAAGGAAGAUCACCGUUUUUUGGAGAGAGUUGAUUGAUCCAAGGCUGAUUAUUGAACCUGCAAGUAACACCUUGCGUUCAGAACUUGUCAGAGUAUGACCUCUCCACUUGUUAGUCUAUAAAUGUCUUGUUUGUGAAAGUGGCUAUAACCUGAAAUUUAAAAAAAAAAAAAAGUGAGGAUUUGAAAGUUGUAUGGAUUUUUUUUGUUAUCUUCACUGUAUAUGAAAAAAAAAAUCUACCUCAUCAUAUAAGUAACAUGGGUGUUGGUAUUGUAGGCCUUCCUUUUUUGUCCCCCAGGUUAAUUUUGGUUAACAAAGUUCCAGACACAACAUUCCCUGCAGGCAUUGUUGUCAUCCAAUGUGUAUGGUUUCUUCUUUCUCUAUUUUUUUGACCAUCAACUAGCAGUCCUCAAUAGGAGUUGGUAAUACCAAGUACAACAACGUGCUGCAUAUCUUGUCUCAAUAAGUUUUGUUAAGUAACAUUCUAAAGUAUUGAAGCGUGUUACUUGACCUAAUUUUUUAACAUUUGAGUUGUUCCAUUAAAUGUGGAACAUCUUAUAAAUUCCAAGUAUUUUAUACUUGAAAUGGUUGAGAAUUCACAAGUAGUUAGUUGGGUUUGUUAUAGACAAUGAGUGAAGGAAUCCUUUUCAUUUUUCCCAAAUGUAAAUGAAGGAUUCUCGGGGCCCUGUGUAGAGCAGUGAAAAUCAGAGCCCGGGUGUGUGCCUAGAGGAGAACGGCGUUCCACCUGGAGAGAGGACUCACUGAACCACAGAGCAGGUGGUGGCCCCUGCUGCAAGACGCCAAGUGCCUGGCUCAGGUGCCGCAGUGAGGAUCAGAAACGGAAACUUCCUUUGCUGUUACUAUUCAACACAAAGCUAGAAAGGCUGAAUAUAUGCUGUAAAAAUUGCUUUCUUUUAACAAAAGAUCAUAUCCCUCCUUCAGCUUUGCAAAUUUUUAAAUAAAAUCAUAUUGAACUGAAAGUC
This is a messenger RNA of Lepus europaeus (European hare), 2666 nucleotides long. It is a transcript of the gene COIL, whose product is annotated as coilin. The record is from RefSeq and is a predicted model, not a curated record. Gene Ontology annotation, cellular component: Cajal body. Lineage: Eukaryota; Metazoa; Chordata; Mammalia; Lagomorpha; Leporidae. Gene Ontology annotation, biological process: spliceosomal snRNP assembly. The transcript has 7 exons. Gene Ontology annotation, molecular function: U1 snRNA binding; U2 snRNA binding. The coding region runs from base 44 to 1783 and encodes 579 amino acids.